AAAGAAGGAAGGGCACAGGGUUGCAGCUGUUGGGAGGUGUUUGCACGCCGCUCAGAUCCACGUUGGGGAUUAAAUAUUUUAGAGUAGGUAACAGGUAGUGGUCCGUGGCGCGGCACCGGGUACGGAUGGGGGGAAACGGGCCGAGUCACUUCUCUGCAGGGGAGGAUGAAGGCGGAGGGGUUACUUUUGUGAAGGGCAUUCGGCUUUCAGACAAAGUCAUAAACCGGAUGCGACAAGGCCCAAAGGUCGUUCCUCCGCUGCCUUCGCAGACUGGACGACCUCCUGCACCACAGUCAGAAAGCGCAGCACCCACUGCACCUCCAGCCCCCUCUGUUGAAGACCUUCUGCCUCUUCUGGCUGCUCCUGCUGAAGCCCCACCUUUACCUUCAGCUCCAGCAGUAGAAGUCAGUCCUCCAGUAAAAGUCAUCCCUCCUCCACCAGUGAAGUUCCACUCCCUCCCUCCUCCCAUCGUGGAGCCUCCAGCUGCAGCAGAUGUCUCUCAGCCUGAAGCUAGUCCACCAUCUGUACCUUCUUCAGUAGUAGAAACACCUGUAGAGCCUCCACCUGCUCCCGAGCCAGUCCCACCUCCUGUUGAAUCCUUCAUUCCGCCUUGUGUAGAGCCAGAAAUCCCAUCUGCACCACCUUUAGCUGAAAGUGGUCUGGUUCCUCCACCUGUAGAGUCAGUUAUGGAAGCCAAAACCUCACCUGAACCUGUAACUUUAUCUCUGCCUCCUGAACCAACAGCUCCAGCUGCUGAACCUUCACCUGUACCUCCACCUUUUGAAUCUGUCCCAUUGACUCCACCUGAACCUGUAGUUUCAUCUGUAGCUCCUGAACCUCUGGAGUUAGCUCCUCUAGUUGUCCCAUCACCUCCACCUGAACCCUUAUCUUCAUCUCUUCCUCCUGAACCGACACCUCCACCUGCUGAACCUGUUGUCCCAUCACUUCCACCUGAACCUUUAACGUCUGUGCCUCCUGAACCUGUGAUAACAACAUCAUCUCCAGCUGUUGAACCUCUGGAGUUAGCGACUCCAAUUGCCCCAUCACCUCCACCUGAACCCCUACCGUUAUCUGUGCCUCCUGAACCGACACUUCCACCUGCUGAACCCGUUGUCCCAUCAUCUCCACCAAUGGAAACGGUUCUGCCCUUAGCUGAUGUCCAACCGGAGACAUUUCCAGUUGAACCUGUUGUUUUACCUCCUCUUGUUGAGCCUACAGUUACCGAGUCCUUAGUCCCGUUAAUUACAGCAGAAGAAGUUUCUCCAUGUGAACUUGUUCCACCUUCUCCGGAGCCUGUGGCAGCACCAGAGCUGCCCUUUGAGGAGCCCUCCCCUCCAUGUCACUGUGUGGAACUGGCUGUUUUACCCGCUAAUGCACCUGUAAUCGAACCCCUUGUUGAACCUUUAACCUCCUCAACUGCUGAACCAGCUCCACCAGCUGUGGAGACCACUGUGACCCUGCUUGUGCCCCCCACUGUAGAAGAUGAAGCACCUGUCAUCGUCACAGCACCACCACCUGCAGCAGAUGGUGCCAUUCCUCAUGAAGUGGUUGAGGAAGAGUUGAGGAAGAAGAUAAAAGCAGAGAUGCAGAUGAGUCUGGAAGAGGAGAUCAACCAGAAGAGACGGGAGCUACAGCAACAGCUGGAGGAGCUGAGGGCCCAGGUCAAAGCUGAAGCCCAGGCAGCGGCUCAGGCUCAGAUCCAGGAGCAGGUGAAGAUGACCCUGGAGGCAGAGAAGGUAGCGUACAUGGAGAACUUGACGGAGUCCAUCACAAAGGAGCGAAUGAAGACGGAGGACGAGAGGCUGAUGGUCCAGCUUUACUGGAUGGAGAUGAAGGCGCAUAAACUGGAGGAGAAAGAGAAAGAUUUGAAGAAACGAGAUGCUCUCUACAAGGAACAUAUUGAGAAACUUGAAAAUAAGUGUGCUCAGUUUUACAAAGUUACCGCAGACAGUUUCCAGAAGAGCAAAGAAGAGACACACAACCGUUUUGCGCGUUUCAACUACCAGCCUGUGUGCGGUGAUCUGCAGAGUCAGAUCUUAAAAUGUUACAAGGAGAACACAGGAAAGACUCUGUCCUGCUCAGGGAUCGCCUCCGCCUACAUGCAGUGUGUGGACAAUGCCAAGAAAGAUAAACUGAGCACUCGAGGUUAACACAUACCACUCAACAAGGAUGACUGCACAUCCUGACAGCUUUACUGCCACAGCAAAGAAAAAAAGAUGGACAAAAUUCACUACAGAGACUCAGGAGACACCUUUUCAGUCAUCUCUUUUACCUUCAGGCUGUGUCUGGUACCACAAACACUAGUUUCUUUGUUUGCAACAUAUGGUUCUUGGGAUUAUCUGUAAACCAAUGGUGCCAAAAACACAACAAAGGCUUAUGCAAGUUAGUUGUUUUGGAAUGACUCAAAGAUAUAAGCUAAGGAUUUAUGAUUACCUUGUGAGUUAUUGUAAGAGAAAACUGAACAAUGAUUAAUUGUCAUGAUUGUGUGCCUUAGAGAAAUGAAACCAAUUAUGAAAUGCAUGAAAGAAGAGCACUGAGUAAUCAGACUUCACAUAAAUUGAAAUGGGAAAUUUUCACUUGGAACUUACCUUGUGUCCAUGUAAAAUGACAAAAUGAGUUCCUCAAUAAAUUGUGUUGUAGAACCACAA
Molecule: messenger RNA, 2648 nt
Organism: Sphaeramia orbicularis (orbiculate cardinalfish)
Lineage: Eukaryota; Metazoa; Chordata; Actinopteri; Kurtiformes; Apogonidae
Product: vegetative cell wall protein gp1-like
Exons: 9
Coding region: 126-2150 (674 amino acids)
Biological process (GO): inner mitochondrial membrane organization
Cellular component (GO): MICOS complex; mitochondrion
Source: RefSeq, a predicted model, not a curated record